AUGGAGCAGGACUGUGAGAAGCAGCUGUUAUUUGACCUGGUGUUAAAGUUAACUCCAGUGCUGUAUCUACCUGGGGAUUAUAUCUGUAAGAAGGGAGAAGUAGGCACAGAGAUGUACAUCCUGAAGCAAGGGCAGGUGGAAGUGGUCAGUGCUGAUGGCUUGGUACUGGCCACACUCAGCGAGGGAAGUGUCUUUGGAGAAAUCAGUCUUCUGGCCCUUGCUGGUGGUAAUCGCAGGACAGCUGAUGUUCGCUCCAAGGGUUUCUCCAACUUGUUCAUCCUCUCCAAGGAAGACUUCAAUGCAGCAAUGAGUGACUACCCCAAGGCUCAGAAGAUAUUAAAGAAAAAAGCAGUGAAAUUGCUUCAUCAGAAUGCUAAACUCCAGAAUGACCAGGGGGAAACAGAGGCCACAGAAAUCAUUAAGGAAAGGGAAGGCACACCUCGACUUCUUAAGACAGUCAUUCAGGUUGUUCAGCCAGAUUCCAAAGUGGCCCAAAUGCUGACCAAACCUAGUUCUAAGGGCAAAGGCAAGGGGAAAACUUCUGGGGGAAAGGACACAGAGAAGAAUGGACAAAAAGGCUUAGAAUUACGUCCACCUCAAACCCUGAAGACAAUCAAAACAAUGGCUCAUGGAGAAAAUGGGGAAAUCACCUUGAAGAUAAAGAGCACUGUUCAAUCUGAGAAUUCAGAGAAUUCUUUAAAAGAAGAGGAUGAGCUUUCAACUCCAUUUGCAUCACCGGGAUCAGAUGUCAAGCCACUUUUGAAACAGGAAAGCAGGCAAGAAUCUGGACUGACAAAAGCAGACAGUUCCAGUGAUAGUACUGACUCAGGUCUCCCAGGCACUCAGGAGAUGACACAGGACCGUCACCAUGACAACCUCACACUAACAGUCACUGACCUGACAGCCCUCAGUGACCAGUUAGAUACUGCAGAACAAAAUACUUCUGUGGAAACAACAAAGACGUUACCCAAGCGCCCAAACACAGCUCCUGUAAAGAGUGUUCGUACUACAUGGUCUAACCCCAAGUCCAGCUCUGACACCAACAUCACAUACCUGCCCAACAUUCCUGACUGUGGAGAAGACACUACUACUAAGAAUACCAUCACCUGCAGAGUGGACGUCCACCAUGAGAAGAGUUGGUCACCAUCAAUAUGUGGUCAAGCAGCAGACAAGGGGAUAGAUAACUUUGCAUUUAUUGAAUCCUUCAGUCACAGUAGUCACUUGAAGGAGGCUGCUGAGGCGGAAACAGAAUUCUGAGGACUGCAUCAAAAUAAAAAUGCUGAACUUAGACAAUUGUUAUUCACAACAAAUGUCUUUGUAUCUCUUCAUGUAAAACCAAUUCCCUACACCAAAUUCACUGUCUAGGCAAUUUAUGUAAACCAAACAAUAUCACAAUUUUGUAGCAGGAAAUCCAUAACACAUCAUGAUUUUUCUCACACAAUUCUGAAUGAAAUGUACAGAUGGGUUUGGCAAUAUUCACUUAAUCUGUAUUUUAAUCAUAUAAUACAAAUUUAUAAAUUGAUAUUAUGAUUGGAUAUUUUUGAGGUUUAUAACUUAGACACUGCAGAACGUAUCAAUUUAAAACUUUAAUUUUUUAAUCUCAAACAAAACCUGUUGCACUGACUUCACUUUGAUAGAAGCAGAAAGCAAGAACAUUGUAUCACACAAAGUCCUUGGUACUAUAACUAAUUUGUGAUGUUCUGGAAAGCAGUGACAAGAACAUUUCAAAUGCUCAAAUUGCAGUCAUAUUUAUUCUAUAAUUGGGAUUUAAAAAAAUAAGAUAUCAAUUUUCAGGACGGUAUAAAUUGUCUUUAAAUAUUUUUCAGUAAAAAUGAUAUGUAGAUAUCACGGUGACUCAGUACACUAUGUGAGCAUGUUACAGGAAGAUGAACAUGUAGAUCCUACAGCUUGUAUGUAUUCAUGGUACUUAGUGCACUAAAAUGAAUAAAUAAACAUGUAGAUCCUA
Messenger RNA from Lingula anatina, 1966 nucleotides. Its product is annotated as cyclic nucleotide-gated channel beta-3. NCBI's taxonomy places the organism in Eukaryota, Metazoa, Brachiopoda, Lingulata, Lingulida, Lingulidae. Gene Ontology annotation, molecular function: intracellularly cGMP-activated cation channel activity; protein-containing complex binding; intracellularly cAMP-activated cation channel activity. Gene Ontology annotation, cellular component: intracellular cyclic nucleotide activated cation channel complex; plasma membrane. Gene Ontology annotation, biological process: monoatomic cation transmembrane transport. The record is from RefSeq and is a predicted model, not a curated record.